Paramecium tetraurelia is the source of this 285-nucleotide messenger RNA. RefSeq lists its product as uncharacterized. The record is from RefSeq and is a predicted model, not a curated record. NCBI's taxonomy places the organism in Eukaryota, Ciliophora, Oligohymenophorea, Peniculida, Parameciidae. The transcript has 3 exons.
AUGCGGGGAUUUUUGAGCCUUGCCAAGACCAUUGUUUAUUCAUCUUCGAUUGUUAAGCCUACCUAAUAAAUAAAAAUGCAGUUUCGAUUGGCAAAUCAACAAUUGGCUUCUUAAUUCAGGUUGUGUUCCACCAUUCAAAUUUUGAGAUUGAUCAAUCUACAAGGAGUUUGUUCAAAUUCACAAUUAGAAGAAGCAGAUGAACAAGAUUUGGAGUCAACCAUUUCCAAAAUACUUUCAGUAACUCUAAAAAGCAAUACCGAGAAGCAUCAAUCCAUAACUAAAUGA